GAGAGAGAGAGAGAGACUUCAGAGUGAUGGGAGCGGGCUGAGCAAGCAGCAGCGAGUCAUCACUCUCCGAGCUGCUAAUGACAGGCAGACAGAUGUGAAGGAUGGCGUCUUGCUCAGAGAUCUGUGGGUCUGAGUACGGCGAGCAAGCCCAAGUCAGCGGGAACUACCAGCAGUACGGUGUCCGCUCCUACUUACACCAGUUUUAUGAGGAGUGCACAGCUUCCAUCUGGGAACGUGAUGAAGAUUUUCAGAUUCAGAGAUCGCCUAGCAGGUGGAGCUCUUUAUUCUGGAAGGUCUGUCUCGUGUUUGGCACUGUGAUCCUUUUUGCUGGCCUGAUUGUCAUCAUGGUGGGCUAUGCUACUCCGGCUAGGAUUGAAGCAUUUGGUGAAGAGGAUCUCCUAUUUGUGGACAGCCAGGCAGUCAGUUUCAACCAUGCACUGGAUGUUUGCAAACUGACUGGGGCUGUACUAUUCUGUGUGGGAGGCACGUCAAUGGCUGUUGGUCUCCUGCUGUCUGCUUUUGCCAAAAGCUACUCCAAAGAGGAAUUAUAUCUACAGCAAAAGUUUAAAGAAAGGCUGGCAGAUUUGCAUUCAACAGUUGGUACACCCAUAAUGAGAGCACCAACUCCCGGGGAAGGAAAGGUGCCAGUUACACUUUCCAAAGUCCAGAACAUCCAGCCGGUAACCCCAAAAACAGAGACCUGACAACAGUCUGGCUCAAAGGGGUUUACAAAUAGUGUGUGAAUGAGGAGUAGUGGGAUUCAGAUUAUUGGUGAGUGCAUACCAUAGGUCCAUAAAUGCAGAGAUGUAUAAAUGCUCCUAAAAGGUCAGCUUACGUGACUGAUAAUGUCACUUUCCUCAUUAUGUUUGACAUAUUUCAAUAUCAGGAUUAGAGGCAGAACAGACAAAACAAGGGAAGUUUAAUGUGCGCCGGCUCUCAGACAUCCUUACACAACACAUAAAGGUUGUGAGCACUACCCACGCAAAAAAAAUAAGAAGACAAACAAAGCAACCCAAGAACAAAUCAAUAGAACACAGCCGCUGAACAAGCUAACAUUUUUCUUUUAAGUGGCGUCACAUCGUGUAGAGCUGCUGCUGGGGGGGAGCAGAACAGCAGCAGGCAUUAUUGACGAUUAGCUUUCAUUUUAACAAUGGUCACUAAACACAUAAAAACGUCAGAGCUGCACAAAAUUCAGUAGUAGACUACCCAGGCGUUCGACUCAUUAAAUCACUGACAUUAAACGUUUUACAUUUAAAAAAUAGGGUAUGCAGGUCUUACUGUAUGUUAGCUCAUUUAGAACAGGGGUGUCAAAUUUGCGACCAGCAGGCCUUUUGCGGCUGAUAAAUAUAUUAUAAAUAUUUCCUAGGUGAUUUGAGUUUGAGACCCUUGACUUAGAAUCAUUGGAGCAAAUUAGACAAGCUAAACAUAACAGCACCCUUACAGUACAAUUCUCACAUUUUCAUUAUUUUCUUUAGUAAUAUCUGACUGGAUUAGUAAGACCAGGCAACCUGAUGAAAGACAUAGGAGAUGAGACCAAACAUGCACAGCAGCACAGAUUGUCUAUAAAAAACACAUAUUUCAACACAUCUCUCUAGAUUAAGCAUAAACAUUCAAUAACAUUUUUGAGAAAAGUGUUUAUUUAGCAUGCACUUUGUUGCACCCGAUUGCACACAAUUCGGGGGUUAAUCAAAACAGCUUUAGGGUUCUAAAAUAAAAGCAAUAGUCAUGGACCACCAACGCAAAAUUAAUCUCAAGCUGGUAGAAAACACAUGUUCCUUUGAAGAGCAGAACAUAAAGUACACCAGUCGCAUGGUGUUGCUUGAAAACACACAUAUACACAUGCACAAUUGUUUGAGAUUUGAUGAACAGAUUCAGAUGAGCAGCUAACUACAAUAAUCUGUGGCAUAAAUUUUGAAUACAUUUGUCUACUUAAUCAUAAAAAAAUUUACAGACAGAGAAAACCUUUAAAAUACAAGUAGAGUGGAAAAAGAAAUUGCUUCUAUAUUAAAGCUACUGUCAUAUACUGUAUAUAUCUGAUUUAUGACACCAAAAGACUUCUAAGGUUUGCGAAUAAAUAGAUAUGAUCAAAAUAAUCUCACAGAGAUCCCAGAACCAUUUUCAGAGUUAAUGAGCAAGCCAAUUACGUGAUCCGUGACGUAGCGUUAGGAACUACAGAACCCUUCCCUAUCAACAACAAUGCUAAUCAAGCAGACUUUGUGAGAGCCAACAACAAUUACUUUGAGAAAUGUUAUGAUCCAGAAUCUUAUAUUUUUGAGCUCAAACACAAAAAGGAUGAGCAAUAAGUUUAAGAAGGCAAGUGCUGGACUAAUUAAGUUAAAGUUAAAGUACCAAUGAUUGUCACACACACACUAGGUGUGGUGAGAUUAUCCUCUGCAUUUGACCCAUCACUUUUUUGAAACACUUUAGCAUCAAAAAAAUUGCUCUGCACUAAACAUACAAACUAACCAUAAUAAACCAAAAUAAAACAAACACGUAUUGUAAGAUUUACACUCUCGCUGGGAUGCCGACCGACAGGACGCAUGCAUAAUCCCAUUUGGAUGAAGACUUUAUCACAUUCCUCAUAAAAGGUUAAGAAAGUUGCAGUAACUAGCAUCUUUUUGUGUCUUUUCAACAUCUCGUGGGCUGUCAAAGUUGUCCAGCCUCUUGGUUUAUGGCCACAUGUGUUUACUACCAAGUGAGAGAUGCAUGAAACAUAUUCUUUGUCACAAACAUGCUAAAUGUUUGAGAUGAAGCAGAAGCAGCCACCGGCUCGGUGUGUGAACAAUAGCAGCGCAAACUAGCAUUAGCUCACUGCUAUCAAUGCACUGCUAAAAUAGGCGGUCUGGAUUGAUGCUUUUAAUGACAACAUCUCUCAUAUUUGGUAAAUUUUCAUAUCGCAAUAUAUAAAUGGAAUAUUGUUAGCGGUUUCUGGCUGUUUUCUUGAGGGUAUAAUGGUCACAAUAGAGGACCCUCGUUCUGUUGACUCAAUUAUUAGCUAUUUAUUCAUGAUUUCGAAUGCAUAAAAAAAAGCCAAAUGUAUGUGUUCUUGUCUUACAUCAGGAUUGUGAAUGAUAAACAGCACAUUUCUUUCCAAUUUGUGUGUAUGUCCAGUAUGACUGAUCUGAUAAUAUGGUGAGAGUGCAGAAGCGUUCCUAUCAUCACAUAGAAUUUACGGAAUUUGUCGAAGAUAUUCGGAGCGGAAUAUUAAAAAUGGCCGACUGAAUUUGUGGCAUUUUGUAAUGUUUAUAUAGUAUUUUCACAUUCUUUGCGGAUUGUAAAUAACAUUGGAUAUGGUUUAAUAGAUACAAUGAAAUAUAAUUAAGUAUAUGAAGUCAACUUGUUUUCCCACUCUACUGGUACUUUAAUGUCGAAUGCCUCUGAAGUUGUACAAUUUAGAAAUGACUAAGACUGUCUUGAAUUAUCUCACACACACCUCUAAUAUAUCAUACAAAGAGUCAAAUUAAACAUUGACCAUCUUUUGUAAAAAACAUGUGUUUGGCUUUAGAGUUUCCAAAUAAAUUGCUCUUAAUUAUAAGAGGUUCCACUGUAUAAUAUUGGUCGGAAAUGCAAGGACAUACGUGUUACAUGUUUUCUGUGAGUUGUUGGCAAAUGCUAAAUUACGCUAUUUUUAGAACAGAUUGAGCAAUACUGCUUUUUAGUAAAGAAAAACAGUGUUCUCUUUUGCUUGUUUUCAUCUUUCGCAUCACUGGUGCAGGUACCUCCAGCAAACCUUCAUUAGCAAUGAAAAUGUCCAUGUAAGUUGACCUUUUACUAACAUUCCUGCUGCUACUUCCACCCUUUCUUUUUCACUCACUAAAGUCAAUGUUGUUUUCACACAAAACACAAAGCUAAUGAUAUUAAAUAUGCCAAUGUUUAAUAUUUCAAAUGUUACCCAAUCAGGCAUAAACUGCAAUUUUACUGUUCAAGACCAUAAACUAAGGGUUGUUCUAACACCUUCCCAUUGUAGUCAAAGUGUUAGCGUGUGAUCAAUAAAUGUGCUCUCUCGUAGUUCCAUGCUGUGCAUUGUGUUUGGUUUUAUCCGUUCAUUGACCAAAUCUGAAUUCCAUAUUAAACAUAUUUUUGCUCCUACUAUCAACAAAUAUAUUAGGUUUAUUCUUGUAAUUUACUUAGACAUUCAGAGAGUCUCAUGAUGUACUGUAACUGUGCAUUUUCCAGUAGGGAAUUUAAAAUGCAUAAAUAACAACUGAAAUUAAGAAAAGUUUACAAAUAUCCAUAAUGCAGUACAGUAUGUCUAUUUUCAAACAUAAUAAAGGUGGAAUAUUUGCUGACCAA
Messenger RNA from Nerophis lumbriciformis (worm pipefish), 4293 nucleotides. It is a transcript of the gene nrsn1, whose product is annotated as neurensin 1. Gene Ontology annotation, biological process: nervous system development. NCBI's taxonomy places the organism in Eukaryota, Metazoa, Chordata, Actinopteri, Syngnathiformes, Syngnathidae. Gene Ontology annotation, cellular component: neuron projection; transport vesicle; neuronal cell body. The record is from RefSeq and is a predicted model, not a curated record.